GUCCAACAGCUUGAAGCAAUUAACGUCUUCUCUUUCUUUCUCAGGUGGGAGGUCAACCCUUUAUACUGCGAUAACGUCAAGAAACUAUAUCCCUACAACUCUGGGAACAGACUCCUCAACAUUAUUGACAUGGCAGUGUUUGACUUCCUCACAGGAAACAUGGACAGGCACCAUUAUGAAAUUUUCACCAAGUUUGGAGACGACGGUUUCCUGCUCCACUUAGACAACGCCAGAGGGUUCGGCCGGCAUUCUCACGACGAGGCGUCCAUCCUCGCUCCUCUGACGCAGUGCUGCACGAUCAAGCGCUCCACGCUCUUCAGACUGAAGCUUCUGGCUCGGCCCGAGUACCGUCUGAGCGACGUCAUGAGGGAGUCCCUGUCCAGAGACCCGCUCACGCCCGUCCUGACCGAGGACCACCUGCAGGCCUUGGACCGCCGGCUGGGACAGGUGCUCCGGACGGUGGGGAAGUGUGUGAAGAAGCUGGGAGAAACACAGGUGGUCAUCACAGACUUUGUAGAGUCGCCCAGAGUAACUACUAGACACCCGGGAGGAAGCAACAGGUGACAGAACCGGAAGAGACGGGACUUUAUGACAAACAUCAGACCCUCUAGUCCAAAAUCACGGCAUCUGAAGACGUCUGGAGGUAUUUGUGUUUCUGAUGAAUGCUCUGGGGCUGUGUGGUAUUGUUCAUCAGUUUUCAUCAGAAUGACGGCGGUUAUAAUUACGAGACAGAUUGAUGGCAAAGGGUGAAAAUUAUGAGACGAAAAGUCUAAACUAUGAGAUAAUUAUUGAGUUAAAGUUGCUAAAAAAAUUUAUUAUGAUAACUCAUCAUAAAUAUGAGAUAGACGUCAGUUCUAAAAAGUAUUGUUUGUCGUGACGAUGAUUCAGUUUCUAACUGUAACGACAACUUAGUAUCUAUAUAAUAAUAUUAAUAUGGCUUGUGUCAUCAUAAUUGAUUGGCUAUAAAGGGCUACUUUUAUAACUAAAUUAAAUAUCACAUUUAAAAAACAUCCUGUACGUUUCUGAACUCAAAACUUUCUCCGUAGUCCUAAAAGAGUUUAUUUCGAAGGCAGUCUGUCGUUUUAAAACAACAGCUCUCCUCUGUGAUGUCACAGUGUGGAUAAACCCCGCCCCCGCAGGACCAGAUUAGCACCGCCUACCGAUCAUGAGUCAUAACUACGAGCUAAAAAGUCUACAUCAAAACAAUGAAAUAAAAAGUCAAUUCUGAAAAGCA
Puntigrus tetrazona (Sumatra barb) is the source of this 1234-nucleotide messenger RNA. Its product is annotated as pseudokinase FAM20A. Gene Ontology annotation, cellular component: Golgi apparatus. Lineage: Eukaryota; Metazoa; Chordata; Actinopteri; Cypriniformes; Cyprinidae. The transcript has 4 exons. The annotation marks the transcript as partial. Gene Ontology annotation, molecular function: protein serine/threonine kinase activator activity. The record is from RefSeq and is a predicted model, not a curated record.